Messenger RNA from Cicer arietinum (chickpea), 625 nucleotides. RefSeq names its product probable 2' cyclic ADP-D-ribose synthase BdTIR. The record is from RefSeq and is a predicted model, not a curated record. Gene Ontology annotation, biological process: signal transduction. Lineage: Eukaryota; Viridiplantae; Streptophyta; Magnoliopsida; Fabales; Fabaceae.
CUAAUCUACAGAAUCCAUGCAACGUUUGCCAGCCACCUUGUACCGUAAAAUGGCUCGUCCAUCAUGUGACGUGUUCAUAAAUCAUCGAGGAAUCGAUACGAAGAGGAACAUUGCUGGAUUGCUUUACGAUCGAUUAACGAAGAUGGGAGUGAGAUCCUUUUUGGAUAGUAAAAAUAUGAAACCUGGAGAUAGGUUGUUUGAUCAUAUUGAUAGAGGAAUUCUUGGUUGCAAAGUUGGUGUAGCUGUGCUUUCUCCAACUUAUUGUGACUCUUAUUUUUGUCUUCACGAGCUUGCUCUUCUCAUGGAAUCUAAGAAAAGGGUUGUUCCAAUAUUUUAUGAUGUUAAGCCUUCUCAGCUUCUUAUUAAGGAUAAUGGUACUUGUCCUGUUAAAGAGCUUCGAAGGUUUACUGCUGCAUUAGAACAAGCUAAAUUCACUGUCGGAUUAACCUUUGAUUCUUCCAAUAGGGACUGGUCGGUGCUAUUAAAAGAUGCUUCAGAUGCAGUGAUCAUGAACUUGUUGGAGGUAGAGGAAGAGCAUAAGCAGCUCAUGAAGAUGAAACAAUGAAUGUACCUCAUCACAGUUUUUUAGUUCAUCAAUUACAAUUUGUUUGAUUGUAUUAUUCUU